Messenger RNA from Acipenser ruthenus (sterlet), 10307 nucleotides. It is a transcript of the gene nfasca, whose product is annotated as neurofascin homolog (chicken) a. Gene Ontology annotation, biological process: brain development; cell-cell adhesion. Lineage: Eukaryota; Metazoa; Chordata; Actinopteri; Acipenseriformes; Acipenseridae. Gene Ontology annotation, cellular component: membrane. The transcript is spliced from 36 exons. Gene Ontology annotation, molecular function: cytokine receptor activity; cell-cell adhesion mediator activity. The coding region runs from base 390 to 4553 and encodes 1387 amino acids. The record is from RefSeq and is a predicted model, not a curated record.
GAGAGACAGUGUUGGUGUAUGUGUGUAAUGUAACAGAGAGUCACAGAGGUGAUAGAUAAAACAAGAUAUAGAGUCCCACUGACAGACCGCAUCUUCUGGAUUCGAAUAAUCAGGGUCCAGCCCAAUACCUGGAUUCUGAGUCAUCUGAAGAAUUAUUAAGGACAAUUAUUACUAACAUUUCAGUACAUUUGGAAGGAUUUCUCCAGCUGAAGAUGGUUCAACCCUGGGGAGAAAUGUUUUUAACCUAAAACGAACAAGCGGUGACAUUAACAAAGGAAAUUGUUCAAACCUUAUCAGGAUAUCAGGACUUUAUCUGCACAUCACCCUGAAUUUUUGAUCUGAGGGGCGUGGCCGGCAGCAGUCGAUCCAGUCGUCCAAUCGUGGGGAAGAUGUUGGUGAGGGGGCGGGAGCUCUCUCUGGGGGGUGUGGCUCUCCUGCUCUGGCUGUGCUGUGGGGUGGGCGGGAUCGAAGUACCGCUGGACCCAAGAAUCCAACAAGAGAUUAAACAGCCUCCAACCAUCACGAAGCAGUCAGUGAAGCACUACAUCGUGGACCCCAGAGACAAUAUCAUUAUCGAGUGUGAAGCCAAGGGGAACCCCAUACCCAGUUUCUCGUGGGCACGGAACGGGAAGGUCUUCAAUGUGGCGAAGGACCCGCGGGUCUCGAUGCGGCACCGCGCCGGCACGCUGGAGAUCGGCUUCCGCAGCGGGGGGCGGCCGGAGGAGUACGAGGGGGAGUACCAGUGCUUCGCCCGGAACGAGUACGGCACUGCGCUGUCCAGCAAGAUCCUGCUGCGGGUCUCCAAGUCUCCUCUGUGGCCCAAAGAGAAUCUGGAGCCUCGGGAGGUGACUGAGGGCUCUCCCAUCAUCCUGCCCUGCAACCCUCCCCCUGGACUGCCUCCCCCCCUCAUCUUCUGGAUGAACAGCGCUAUGAUGCCAAUUGUUCAGGACAAGCGGGUCUCCAUGGGGCUGAACGGGGAUCUCUACUUCUCCAAUGUGAUGGCCAAGGACGGGCUGACAGACUACAGCUGCAACGCCCGCUUCCAGUUCACACACACUAUCCAGCAGAAGAACCCUUUCUCCCUCAAAGUGAUCACCAAGGAACCCCAUAACGAUACGUCCUCUCUGAACCACACUGACUAUUACAGUGCUCGCGGAGUUCCGGAGACCGCGCCUGCCUUUCUCUCUCCCACGGGAACAGCGAGCUCCAAGACGGUGCUGCGCGGAGAGGAUCUGCUUCUGGAGUGUAUUGCCUCGGGAGUGCCCACCCCCGAUAUCAAGUGGUUUAAGAGGGGGGGGGAUCUCCCCGCCCUGAAGACGAAGCUUGAGAACUUCAACAAGACUCUGCGCAUCACCGGGGUAUCGGAGGAGGACUCGGGGGAGUACUUCUGUCUCGCCAACAACAAGAUGGGGGGGACCCGCCACGUGGUGGCUGUCACAGUGCAAGCUGCCCCCUACUGGCUGAAUAAGCCCACUAACCUCGUCCUGGCCCCUGAAGAAGAUGGGAGGCUGGUAUGUCGAGCCAAUGGGAACCCCAAACCCACCAUCCAGUGGCUGGUCAACGGAGAGGCCAUAGAGAAUGCCUCCCCAAACCCGAGCCGCAAGGUUUCCGGUGACACCAUCGUCUUCCGUUCGGUGCAGAUAGGCGGCAGCGCUGUGUACCAGUGCAUCGCCUCCAACAAGCAUGGCUACCUGCUGGCUAACGCCUUUGUUAAUGUACUGGACAUGCCGCCGCGUAUGCUGGCCCCGUGGAACCAGCUUAUCAAGGUGAUCGAGAACAACCGCACCCUCCUCGACUGCCCCUACUUUGGCUCUCCUCUGCCCACGCUGCGCUGGUUUAAGAACGGACAGGGCAGUAACCUGGACGGGGGGCAGUACCGCGUCUACGACAACGGAACUCUGGAGAUCAAGCGUGCUCGCAAGGAGGACCAGGGCACCUACACCUGCGUGGCGACAAACAUCCUGGGCAAGGCCGAGAACCAGGUCCGCCUCGAGGUCAAAGAGCCCACUCGGAUCAUCCGAGCCCCGGAAGAUCUGAUUGCGAAGCAAGGCACGCCGGCCCGAUUCGACUGCCGCAUCAAGCACGACCCUACCAUGCGCCUCACCGUCACCUGGCUCAAAGAUGACAAAGCGCUGACCAUGGGCUGGAGAGGUUUUGUACGGACUGUAGGAAAGUGGUUGAAGGAGGUGGAGGGAAUGUUCUAUCCCAGGGUGAAGAAAGACGAGGAAUCAAUGACCAUCCGAAAUGUGAAUGAGAACGACGAGGGUCUGUACACCUGUGUGGUGAGCACUGAGCUGGAUGAAGACUCUGCCACAGCGCGCCUCACUGUCCUGGCUUCAACCUUAACCUCUACCAGCCGUACUGGAAUAAUUCCAGACCGCCCAGACCCCCCUGUGGACCUGGAGCUGACGGACCCUUCAGAGAAGAGCGUGAGGCUCACCUGGAUACCCCAGGAUGAUAACCACAGUCCAAUUACAGAGUUCCUCGUUCAGUAUGAAGAGGACCGAUGGGAGAGAGGGAAGUGGCACAAUCUCUCCAGUUACCCCGGCAACCUCAACUCCGUCAUCCUGCAGCUCUCUCCCUACGUCAACUACCAGUUCCGCGUCCUGGCUAUCAAUGAGAUCGGAGCCAGCAACCCCAGCCGGCCGUCCGAGCGCUACCAGACCAACGGGGCCCCUCCAGAGUUGAUUCCCCAGGGGAUUCGCGGUAAGGGGUCCAAGAAGACGAACAUGGAGAUCACCUGGGAGAUGGUUCCGGGGAUGGAUCACAACGGGCCUAACUUUCGCUACGUGGUGUGGUGGCGGCGGAGGGACUCCCGUGAGGAGUGGAAGAACAUCACGACCACGUACCUGAAGUACGUCGUGACCGACACCGACACCUACAUCCCCUAUGAGAUCAGAGUGCAGGCACAGAACGACUUCGGGCUGGGCCCUGAGGGCCCCAUAGUGAUCGGCUAUUCAGGGGAGGACUACCCCAGGGCAGCUCCCAGCAACUUACGGGUCAGGCCAUCCGCUACCAAGACCGUGGUGUACUGGAGCCACGUCUCAGCAGAGAGCGUGCAAGGGGAGCUGAAGGAAUACAAGGUGUAUUACACGCGGGAGAGCAGCCAGCUCAGGGGACUCAGUGUGUCUCGGGUCAAGAAAUCGACCAGCUUUACCUCCUGGACGUCCAGGCCCUCGGGCGUGGUGUCCGGUCUCAUCCCCUACAGCAACUACAAGCUGUACAUGGUGGCGGUAAACGGCAGGGGGGAGGGGCCUCCCUCCGUCACGGUGGACUUCCAGACCCCCGAGGGAGUGCCUGCUGUCCCGAAAUACUUACGAAUUCAGCAGAGGAACGUGGACGCCAUAUACCUGGACUGGGACCACCCAGUGGAGCCUAACGGCAUCAUCACAGGAUACCUCCUCAAGUACCAGACUGUGAAUGGGUCUCGGACUGGCAAGAUGAUAACAGAGAACCUCUCUGCCAACACCACAAGUUACACGCUGCGACUGAGUGACCGCUACACGCGAUACAAGUUCUACCUGAGCGCCCGGACGCAAGUGGGUACGGGAGAGGUGUACAUCGAGGAGUCUCCCGACUUUGCCAACGAAGUGAAUGCCAGCUCAGUUGUUCCGUCGCUACCACCCACCCCAACGGUUUUGGUAACCUCUGAUACCUCUCCCAGCACCACGGUCACAACUACUACUACUGCUACUACUGCUGCUCCCUCUCCCACUACAACUCCCACUACUACUACUGUCGCCAUGACAACUACAACCAAGAGUCCUUUGUCAGCUAUCACUCACAUUCAAAUGCGUGAAACCCCUGUGAGCAGACAGAUCUGGAACCUGACGGUCUCUCCGAACAGUAACUAUGUUAACAUCAGCUGGACUCACAACUUCCUUCCAGACACCACCGAGUUUGUCAUUGAGUACACUGACAGUAACAAGACAGUGAAAAGCGUGACGGUCAAACACGAGACCCCCGUCAAGCUGGCCGGGCUGGCGGAGGGGGCCAAGUACAGUGUGCGGGUUUACUCUCGAGAGUACGACUUCAUCAGCAGCAAGACCGUCCCCUUUGAGACCAGCGCAGCUUACACCAAGGACCAGGUGGACAUCGCCACCCAGGGCUGGUUCAUCGGGCUGAUGUGCGCCAUCGCCCUGCUGGUGCUGAUCCUCCUCAUCGUCUGCUUCAUAAAGAGGAGCCGCGGGGGCAAGUACCCAGUGCGGGACAAAAAGGACCUUCCUUUAGAUCCCAUGGAGCGUAAGGACCAGGAUGGGUCUUUCGAUUACCGGUCUCUUGAAAGGUUAAACGGUGUUACCACACUUCCUUAUAUUAAACGCGAUGAGGAUAACAAGCCCCUGCAGGGCAGCCAGACCUCUCUGGAAGGGACUAUCAAGCAGCAGGAGAGCGACGACAGCCUGGUGGACUACGGGGAAGGCGGGGAUGGCCAGUUCAACGAGGACGGCUCCUUCAUCGGCCAGUACACCGUCAAGAAGGACAAGGAGGAAACUGAGGGCAACGAGAGCUCCGAGGCCACGUCUCCUGUCAAUGCCAUCUACUCGCUGGCGUAACCCUGCCAUGGGGGGUGGUGGGGGGGUGCUGCUGACUGACACAAGGGCGCCAAGAACCAAGAACCAAGAACACCACGCUGGGAUACGCCACGGUUUAUAGAAUAGGAGCAGGUUAGGAAACUGCACCCAGCGUCCACCAUCUUGGAUCCAGCUGGUCUACAGUUACAGCAGGAUGGUGACUCCAAGUUGGAGCCACAAUGGCACCAGUUUCCUAACCCUACUACUCUAUAAACCAUAGUACAGGCAGAAGUGGGAGAGUACAAAGGAAGUCCAAGUAGCAAUGGUCAGCGAUGAGAGCGAGAGGAGACACAGUGAUAGGGUUAUUCAGAAAGAGAAUCCUGCUCCAGGUCUUUGUUCAAAUCAGGCCUGUACAUACAUAUAUAAGCUUAUUGACGUGCCAUUUCCAUUGCAUAGCAGCACCCGUCAGAUACCAGAGCAGCUCUGAUGAUUUUAUCAUAUUGAUAUCAAUAGUGCGUAUAUGUUUGUCUUGUUGUCUGGUGUGUAUAAAGUGAUUAAUACAAAGUUAUCUGGCCUUCUAUAUAUGUGGCUCUGCCUGCUGUAUAAUGUGCUAUACUACAGGUGGGAUCUCCGCAGUUAAAAGAUCUGAGUCAUGUGACUUUCUGUAAUGGGAAAAUCAAAGACAAGGCACCGGAAGCUAUAGCCAGCUAUAAAAACAUCACACAGAAUGAUAGCAAACUUUUAAACAUAAAAAAAUGAGGGUUGGGGAAAAAAGCUAUUUACUCUGCAAAGUAGAUUUACUAUAGAACAUCUAGUCUUUGUUGUGCAAUGGACAACCAUGCAGGUUCAAAAACAGCAUGGAGAACCCAGUUGGAAGGAAAACCUGAACUAUAAUGCCCCCGGUUGGGUGGUAUUUUUGCAAUGGCUGGAGAUCAGAAGCUUGGUGUUCUCUCAAAGAGAAGGCUGCCCACGUGUUCAGUUUUAAGAUCCUGCUCCAUUGUUUCUUUUCUGAUUUUAUUUUUAUUGUAUCCAGCGCAACCCCAUCCCUGCUCCAGCUCACCCAUCCCUUCUCCAGCGACUCCCUGCUUCAGAAGCCAAUGAGGCGACUCGGAUCGGCCUCACGGGAACGAGAGGCAGUGGCUCACCCACCACUGACUGAACCGAGGGAGAGAAAACGUGACAGACCCUCUUCCUCUCCCCUCCCCACCACCAUCAUUCUGCGUAUCUUACUCCUAGAGAAAUAUCAAAGCAUACAACAGUAAACGCUCAAAACACACACUACUUUACAAAACCAACAAAACUGCCAAACGAAAACGCCUGCAACAUGUCGAAAGAAAAAAACUCUUAAAACGAUGAGAGACCAAAAAAAAAGGGUCAGCAGGAGAGACCCGCAAAGAAGACACAGUGAAGCAGAAGUCGACACAGCCACCCCCCCCCCCAGCCAUUUCUUUUAACAGCUGAUGCACCCAACCAAGCAGCUUGGAUAUCGACAUCAGCCCUUGUUCCCAGCGGGACCCAGUCUUUCUUUUUGCCUUUUUCUUUCUGCGAAGACCGAAACCCCUUUGACCUCUGUGCCCCCUUGCACAUUCACUGACCCCUGUAAAAUGACUAAUCUCCUGUUGUCAUUAUUCUGUAAAAAUGGUACACCGCUUGGUCUAGUAGUUUAUAUGCAGCCUUGGCAAACCUUUGUUUGAGUGGUCCUGGACAGACUAUUGCUUGUGUGUGUGUGUGUCUCAGUGUGUGUGUGUGCGUGCGUGCGUGUGUGUGUGGCAGAAGGUGCUUUAAGUCUUAUUUAUGUUGGCCAUUCAUGAAACCCAGAACUUAAAAUGAAGAUCCAAAGAGCAUGACAUCUCAACUCUCGGAUAAAAGAGGAUUUUUGUUCUCCCAUAUUUGGGAUGUUGCCGGCUGAGUGGAAGGACUGAAGGACACUGUAUUUUGAGUUUGUGAAAUAUGUAAAAGAUGCUGAUGUUCAUUCAGUUGUUUUGGAUUAUUGUUGUUUUUUUGUUGUUCAUAUCAUGCAUUGAAACACAAAUAGGGGUGUGCCAUUCCAGUGUGUUUACAUGUCGAUUAACAGAAGGGUAGAGCGGAGGGACUGGGGUGUUGUCUGACCAUGUGGCUCGAGCUGAAGGACUGGGAGGCAGAGUGGGCUUGUAGUUAGAGCUGUAGUUUUUAAAAUCAAUUCCCAAUUCGACUUGUUAUUUUAGAGACACAAUAAUAAUUGUUUGCGAUUGCUCAACGGCUUUCAUUUGAAGCUAGUUUAAUUGAUGAACAGUGACUUCCAUUUACAUAAUUUGUUGCCACUGUGAGAAGUUCAUUUUAACAGAAUACUGCUAAUUGCAAUUUUGAGCAAUGAUGUGUUGGAAUUGAUUAAAAGGAAAUUGAUUUGAAAAAGGAACUGGAAUUGAAAAACAGGAAUUGACCCCAACCCUGGUAGACAUCAGCCAUUCAUAUAUUUUUAUAGGUGAAGACUUUGUCAAUUAGUCUUCAAACUUCCCAAUAUAUAUAUAUAUAUAUAUAUAACCAGGUUACUGGUUGGCACACCUCUAGAAAAUGUUUUUCUUUUUGAAUAACCUAAUGUCUUAAUUGAAUAUGUAUUGUUAUUAUAAUUAUUUUGAUUAUUCUUACUAUAUUUGUUGUUAUUAUUUAACAUGUGAAUUAUGACAUAUCUUUAUUUAACCUGUUGGGAAUUAUAUUGUAUGUAUUUGUAUUUAAUUAUUUUUUAAAUGUAAUUUUGCAUAAAUCAUAUGGUAUGGUUGGAUGCCGCUACUAUGGACAGGGUUAGGAAUGUUUAUUUCUAUAUCUUUGACACAAAACCAGAUUAUUAAUAUAUAUAUAUAUAUAUGUAUCUAUGUAUGUAUGGGACACCGCAAUUACUCUGCAAGCAAGCUCUUAAACAGCAUUUUGUUAACAGCGAAAGCCUUUUGUGUUCUGUAAGAUAAGUGAUUCUGCUGUUGAAACCGAGAUGGAUGUUCCACAUGUUAGAAGCCGUGGCUUCAGUGUAUUGAUAAUAAGAAAUUUAUGUUACAUUUAUGUUUGUUCGUUUUUUGGAGGAAUUAGGGCUCUGCUUCCCUCCCUUAAUCCUGUAAGCAACCCAGAGCUACAGCAAAGUGCAAAUUAAUUUAUUUUAACGUGUUUGUUUAUUUUCUAGCACUGACAGAUUUUUGUUCUUGGUAAGUUGACCUAAUGCAUCACUUUAGUUUGGUGUAAUGUGUGUAAAUCAGCCUAUUUUAAUAUAACUCUGGGGUGAUUUGCGUUAGUUGAGUGUGCUCUCCCUAAUGCAGGGGGAGGAUUUAUAAGGGGGGGGCAGCAUACGAUACAUUAAAAAAUGUAUUAAAAAUGUAAACUCGAGUCAAUCAGAAAUCAAUAUGCAUACAGUGGGGAAUCUGAACUCAUCUAUUAUUUAAAUGCACUCAAUACACUCUCCCCCAUUCCCUGUGGGAUUUGUAAAUAUUAAUGAGUACUAUAACAGCCAUCACAGGGGCCAGCCUCAUGCCUGGAGUACAUCGGAUAUCCCCACUGGAAACUAUUAAGCCUUCCCAUCCAUUUAUACCACUGAAAACCAAAAAAAGCCAUGACGUCUUUCUUUUUCUAAUCAGGGAUUCAAGUUACACAGAGGUGAUGUCAUCAUAAAGCAACUCUCCCUCUCAUAUCUAAACCAUAUCAUAUAUUAAAAGCAUACGCACCUGGUAUGCUCAAUAGGGCACUGCAACAGUAAGAAAUGCACUUCACAGAGUGUGGAGGGAGUUCAUCUCUAUUCAUGUAUAAUGUUUCGGUUAAUGAGUCUAAAGAGUCGUAUUUAAAAAAAGAAGAUUAUUUUCUGUUUGUUUCGGGAACAUUACCAAGUGCUAUUUCACUACAAACCUUGUUAAUGUGGUCUACAGGGUGCUGAAGCUACCCAUACUGUACGCAAAGAGUCUUCAACAAGGUUUCUCCAGACUUUUUGAUUGGCUUUUGAACUGAGACACCUGCAUAGUGUCUUAUUUUUAUUCACAAUACACUUCAAACUCAUUAAAGAUUCAUCAUAACCUUAUUCUGACUCUAAUUAACAUCAAGGUUAUGAUUUUUGUAAAAACAAAUUGCACGGAUUGACCAGCCAAAAGGAUUUCAAGUUCCAAAUCCCAUUAUGUGGUAUACACUGAACUGAUUAACUUUCUUAGUGACCACAGAUUAGUUUCAGUCACCUUAUUGUGAUACAGUACCAAAAAAUAUAUAUAUAAAAAAAGCAAAACCAUUUACCUUGUAUUUUGUUAAAUGCCCUUGGCUGCUUAGCUCCCACUUUCGACAAUUAUCUAGCAUUCAAGUCUCCAUUUGAAUGCCUGCUAUUGAUUGUAAGCCUAUAUAUACCUUGGGUUUAUGUCCUAACAGGUCUUGGGGAAAUAUUAUGUAUUUUGUAAUCUUAUUUGGAUUUAGGUGCACAGGUUUGAUUUUCUUUAAGAGCGUUCCGGUCUGCAGAGGAAUUGAAUCUUUAACUUGCUGUGUGCUAAUGCUUUGAUUGCACUUGCAUUGUCUAGACUAGAUGUUAUUUCCAUUUUAAAAUUCAUAAAUAAAUGUACCCAAUUUGUAUUUUAUUCUUGAACUUCAGUAUACAUCAAAGUUGCUUCGAAGCAGAUCCAUUAAAAUAAAAAUAAAAAAGAUUAGGAUGUCCAACCCAACAGCCUGACAUUCAGAAAAAGGAAAGGGCCACUUUAUGUGUGCUGUACAUCGUUCAAAUAACUGCUUAGAGAGCACUGGGCUGCAGUGUGGGGGGUAGUGGGUUUGAGUAGCUCAGUGGUUAGAGCACUGGGCUGCAGUGUGGGAGGUAGUGGGUUUGAACAGCUCAGUGGUUAGAGUGCUGGGCUGCAGUGUGGAAGGUAGUGGGUUUGAGUAGCUCUGGUUAGUGCUGGGCUGCAGUGUGGGAGGUAGUGGGUUUGAGCAGCUCAGUGGUUAGAGUGCUGGGCUGCAGUGUGGAAGGUAGUGGGUUUGAGUAGCUCUGGUUAGUGCUGGGCUGCAGAGUGGAAGGUAGUGGGUUUGAGUAGCUCUGUGGUUAGUGCUGGGCUGCAGUGUGGAAGGUAGUGGGUUUGAGUAGCUCAGUGGUUAGAGUGCUGGGCUGCAGAGUGGAAGGUAGUGGGCUUGAGCAGCUCAGUGGUUAGAGUGCUGGGCUGCAGUGUGGAAGGUAGUGGGUUUGAGUGGCUCUGGUUAGUGCUGAGCUGCAGUGUGGGAGGUAGUGGGUUUGAGCAGCUCAGUGGUUAGAGUGCUGGGCUGCAGUGGGAGGUAGUGGGUUUGAGCAGCUCAGUGGUUAGAGUGCUGGGCUGCAGUGGGAGGUAGUGGGUUUGAGCAGCUCAGUGGUUAGAGGGCUGGGCUGCAGAGUGGAAGGUAGUGGGCUUGAGCAGCUCAGUGGUUAGAGUGCUGGGCUGCAGUGUGGAAGGUAGUGGGUUUGAGUGGCUCUGGUUAGUGCUGAGCUGCAGUGUGGGAGGUAGUGGGUUUGAGCAGCUCAGUGGUUAGAGUGCUGGGCUGCAGAGUGGAAGGUAGUGGGUUUGAGUAGCUCUGUGGUUAGUGCUGGGCUGCAGUGUGGAAGGUAGUGGGUUUGAGUAGCUCAGUGGUUAGAGUGCUGGGCUGCAGAGUGGAAGGUAGUGGGCUUGAGUAGCUCAGUGGUUAGAGGGCUACGCUAUAGUGUGGAAAACAGUGGGUUUGAGUAUCUCGGAGUUAAGUGAGCCCGCUAGUAGUAAGAGAUGGCAGGAGAUCCACCAGUCUACACAACAAACUUAUUAGUUAGAUUGCUCCCAAAAAUAUUUUUCUCUCAGGUCCGUCCCCCCACCC